AUGGAGAACGAGCUAGCUCGGGUGAUGACCGAGAUCACCGAGCUCCGAAAAGACAAGGAGUCGAAAGAGAGCGCCUUCGCGGGUGUUAUCGACAGCUUGCAAGUGCGCAAUGCGGGGCUUACUUCAAUGGUCGAGAACUUGGAGAAGAUGUUGGGAGACCAACGUCAGGCUAUCGAGCGGCACGAGCAGCAAUUGAAGCAAUUGAUGGAGGAUCGUGGCUCGUGA
Messenger RNA from Coniosporium apollinis CBS 100218, 225 nucleotides. RefSeq lists its product as uncharacterized. The record is from RefSeq and is a predicted model, not a curated record. The coding region runs from base 1 to 225 and encodes 74 amino acids. The transcript has a single exon. NCBI's taxonomy places the organism in Eukaryota, Fungi, Ascomycota, Dothideomycetes.